ACUCAAUACUGCUGGUGUGGUCGUGGAAAUACGUGACAGACUGAACGUUGUUUAGCGGGGGACAAGAAUGUGAUGUUUACAGGCCUUUGUAACCAUCCUAUAGCGGCUCCUCAAGCCAAAGUGACAACCAGGUAAGCAGCUUAGCACUAUAACUGGAGCAAGGAUACAUCCCUGAGGGUUAGCGGCGCGCUGGGAGAACUCCAAAUGCUUCUCGACACAGUUGUGACUGGAGACCGACGCUGCGCCCUCCUCGCCCUCCUCGCCUCUUCCCUCCAUCUACUCUGAUCUACUCUUCCUUUCAUCUCAUCUCUCUGUCACCUCUGAACACCAGCCACUCUUCACAUUUACUCGCCUCUUCUCUCACUGGAUAACUUGGGUGCUAAGAGGAGAGUGGAAAGGUGCCGCGUUACAGCCACUUGUGCCAGACGAGAAGACCGAAGAGAAGAGGAGUAGAGAGGAAAGGGGGAGGGAGCGCUAGAGGGUAGUCCCGCCUCUGUGUGCUCAGUUCACUCGGAAAGGCAGAGAAAAUACAAAGGAACACCUAGCCCUAGUGGCCUGGAGCCUGGAGAAGAGGAGUGUUGCGCACAACCACAGCCACAACCUCCUCCUACUCCUUCAGUCCCCAGCGUGUGAACUGCCAACAGGAACAACCCUUCCAUCUGGCUCUUCCAUCUGUCUUAACCCUGAUCCAGGAACCUGCUACUGUUUGUUUGGUUACUUCCUCUCUCUCGCUCAGCGUCAGUGAGGCUCCACAGCUGAUCCCAGACACAGCACUGUGACGCUCUGCUCAGCGCCCAGUCUUCUACAGUUAACCCGGCAAGCUAGAAGCAGGAAUAGGGAGCGCUUGACAAGAGGCUAGAGUCAGAGAUGGGAGUCCUUGUUUGUGGCGUGCUGGUGCUGACGCUCAUCUGUCAAAGCCAUAGCCUGGACGGUGUCACUAACCCCCUGCACAGGUUUAAAAGGUAUCAGGAAAGUGCCUCUUCGGAGCCCAACGACUGCACUACCAGGACGAGACAACCCACGGUCCUGUCUAAAUCAGGCAACUUUUCCCUGGAUGUCCGCAUGCCGGGGGUGUCCCCCACGGUGUCUGACACCUAUUUGUGUGUGGCCGUUCCAGUACCGACAACCAGGGAUGCCUAUAUCGUGGACUUUGAGCCUCAUGCCAGUAUGGACACAGCCCAUCACAUGCUCCUGUAUGGCUGCCGGACACCAGUCUCCACCACCAACUACUGGGACUGUGGGAGUGUCAAGGGGACCUGUGAGGACGAAGCCUCCAUCAUGUACGCCUGGGCCCGAAAUGCCCCACCCACCAGGCUACCCCCAGAUGUCGGUUUUAAAGUUGGAGGGAAAUCCAGAAUCACUUACUUUGUGCUGCAAAUCCACUAUGGGGAUGUCCACGCUUUUAGAGACCACCAUAGAGAUUGCUCAGGACUUACCUUACGAAUGACUUCCAAACCACAGCCCUUCAUUGCUGGCAUGUAUCUGAUGAUGUCUGUGACCACCGUCAUCCCUCCAGGAAAUAAAGUUACAAACGCAGACGUGGCUUGCACUUAUAACUCAUAUCCCAUAUACCCGUUUGCCUUCAGAACCCACACACACAAGCUUGGACAAGUUGUCAGUGGUUACAGGAUUCGAGACGGGAAGUGGACUCUGAUUGGACGACAGACUCCUCAGUUACCACAGGCAUUCUAUCCUGCCACCAAGGGAAUCAACGUGAAGUACGGAGACACACUUGCUGCUCGAUGUGUCUUCACCGGGGAAGGAAGGACCACCAAAACAUAUAUCGGAGGUACCUCUAAUGACGAGAUGUGCAACUUCUACAUGAUGUACUACAUGGAGAGCAGACACGCAGCACCCUUCCAGGAGUGCAUGGAGGACGGCUCCAAGGAGCUGUUCCAGAACAUUCCACCCGAGGCCAACGUGCCCAUCACGGUUCCUCCAGAGAUGAUGAUGCACCACAUGAUGCACUCUGCUGGAGCCCCAGCUACCCCAGAGCAUCAAGAUGACAUGGCGCUGCUGCAACCCAAACGCGAGGAGGAGGAAGUUCUGGAUCAGGGUGACUUCUAUUCCCUUCUGUCCAAACUCCUAGGCGAGAGCGAGGACGUAGUCCACGUGCAUAAGUAUACGCCCGGCGAGGCGCAGAGUGCCCAGGCCAAACUGGUGGCUCAGAUUGAUAGCAUAAUUCAAAAGAAGGACCUGGGCUGGCCCAGUCCCAGGCUAGGCUUCCUGGACAGAGAGGAUGCUAUACUGGUGAGGGACAGAGUGCACAAGUUUCACCAGUUAGAGGCUACGGCCAGGCCUCCCGGGAGCACGCUAAUGCCAGCUAACGCCCUGGUCGAGAUUGACGAUGAUGAUGAAGAAGAAGAGCACCAUCUGGACGAGGUGACGGACUGGCCAGAGAGCCCACUCCAGCUGGGUCAGGUGUCCGGUUUGGCCCUGGACUCAGACGACAACCUGGUCAUCUUCCACAGGGGAGACCACCAAUGGGGGGUCAACUCCUUCGACAACAGCGGCAAAUACCAGCAGCAGUCCCUGGGUCCCAUUCAACAGUCCACCAUUCUCGUGGUGGAUCCCGUCAAAGGCAGCGUACUCAAGGCCUCCGGAAGAAAUAUGUUUUACUUGCCUCAUGGAAUCACCACGGACAAGGACAACAACUAUUGGGUCACAGACGUGGCGCUUCAUCAGGUGUUCAAACUGAGCAGCGAUGGCCGGGACAAGCCCCUGGUUGUGCUGGGAGAGGCCUUUGAACCAGGAAGUGACAAAGAGCACUUCUGCAAGCCCACCGACGUGGCGGUGGACCCUGUGACUGGGAACGUGUACGUGUCAGACGGAUACUGCAAUGCCAGGAUACUUAAGUUCUCACCCGAGGGAAAAUACCUGUCACACUGGGGAGCAGGCUCGUCAGACAGAAGGAGAAGGGUCCAGUUCCGAAUCCCACACAGCCUGGUGUUUCUGCCUGAAAGGCGGGAGCUGUGCGUGGCCGACCGGGAGAAUGGACGCAUCCAGUGCUUUGUCGCUGAAUCCGGGGAAUUCGUCAAGGAGAUCAAGAAGCAAGAGUUUGGAGGGGAAGUGUUUGCCAUCUCCUACGCACCUGUGCAUGGUGGUCUGAUCUAUGCGGUGAAUGGGGAAUCUGCGUACGGCCGCUCUGCCCCUCUCAAAGGCUUUGUAAUCAAUUAUUCAACCAAAGAGAUCCUGGAUGACUUCAGCCCAGAAAACGCACAGGAGUUUGGAAUGCCCCACGACAUUGUUGUAACCAAAGAUGGGCGCGUCUUUGUAGGAGAUGCAGCCACAGACUCCGUGCUAAAGUUCUCCUCUGACAAAGCUGAACAUCGCUCUGUUAAGAAAGGUGGAAUUGAAGUACAAGAAAUCGAAGAAACAGAGACUAUAAUCCAAACCCGCCUGAAGCCCCAGCACAGGGUAGAGGUAGCGGUGGCCAAGGUGCAGAUACCUGUAGCGACUCAACAGAAGACUGCAGAGCCUGUCCAGGAACAGCCCCAAAAACCACAACAAGAGGACGAUAAGGAGAAGACUCUAGCCAAACAGAGUGCCCAGGGCGUGUCUCCGGCAGUUAUCACCACCCUGCUGUUCAUCCCCUUAGUGGUGGUCAUCUCCAUAGGGGUCUUGAUCCGCUACAGGAAGAACAGGAUGUAUGGAGAUGGAUGCGAGGUAAAACUGGAACAGACCUCGUCCGGAGGAAUCUUGGGAAAACUCAGAGGUAAAGCUGCGGGCGGUCUGAACCUGGGCAACUUCUUUGCCACUCACAAGGGCUACACCCGGCAAGGCUUUGACCGUCUCAGCACCGAGGGUAGUGACCAGGAGAAAGAUGACGAGAACGACACUGACUCGGAGAACGAGGAGUACUCGGCCCCGCCUCCCCCUGUCGGCCCCUCCUCGUCCUCUUAGGACCCCCACCACCCCACCUCGAAGCCGUCCCACCAAAUGCCAACCGACCCUUGGCUCCCGUGGUCAGGAUGUACUAUAAUCGUAUGUGUAUCUAUGUUUGUGUUGGCUGCCAAUCGUUCCUAUUUAUUUGUGCAAAAAACAUUCUCGAUACGAUGUGCCACUUUCUUGCUUUGUGAGUUAAUGGGACCAGAGAUUUUAAGUAAGAGAACACUGGUAGGUCGAGGAGUGAUGCUUUUUAGAGUAUAAUUUUAACGGGAAGGAAGAAAACGAGGGGUAGUUUUAUUUUUAUAAUUAAUUGUCUACAUAAAUCUCUUCCACUUACAGUACUUAAUCAACCAGAUGCUUUAAUGUUAUGUUUUCCGUUUUUUUGGUCCAGAAACUUUGGUUGAUUACUUUUAUCUGUACAUUUGUGCCUUUUUAAUUAUGUAUUUUGCCUUUCUGCAGCACCUACAUUAUCGUUCAAAAGUUUGGGGUCACUUAGAAAGGUCCUUGUUUUUGAAAGAAAGUUCAUUGGAACACAGGCGUGAUGGUUGCUGAUAAUGGGCCUCUGUAGAUAUUCCAUUAAAAAUCAGCUGUUUUCAGCUACAAUAGUCAUUUACAACAUUAACAAUGUCUACACUGUAUUUCUGAUCAAUUUGAUGUUAUUUUAAUGGACAGAAAAUGUGCUUUUCAAAGAAAUCUCUAAAUGAACCCAAACUUUUGAACGGUAGUGUAUAUUAUUACAAAUGUGCCACAUAAUGGAAAGAGCUGCUGCUACUGUCAACUGUACUUAGGUUUCAUUGUAUCGCAUUCAAGAGAAAGGAUAAAAAAUAUUAUUAUUAUUAUCAUGUAUCUAAAGCUGUAUUUAGGAAAUUUUCCAAUCAGAUGUAAGCUGUGUCUGAUAUUUAUUGUGACAUACUGAGGUUUUAUUGCAAGAAUACUAUUUUCAGUAACAAUGUUAUUUGUGUAAUAAAGUGUCUGCAAAGCA
Salvelinus fontinalis (brook trout) is the source of this 4870-nucleotide messenger RNA. RefSeq names its product peptidylglycine alpha-amidating monooxygenase (gene pam). Gene Ontology annotation, cellular component: membrane; extracellular region. Gene Ontology annotation, biological process: peptide metabolic process. The coding region runs from base 868 to 3903 and encodes 1011 amino acids. The transcript is spliced from 27 exons. Gene Ontology annotation, molecular function: copper ion binding; protein binding; peptidylglycine monooxygenase activity. NCBI's taxonomy places the organism in Eukaryota, Metazoa, Chordata, Actinopteri, Salmoniformes, Salmonidae. The record is from RefSeq and is a predicted model, not a curated record.